AUGACAACAAACAAUUUAUCAACGGCAUCCACCGUGGCUAUGCAGACCGAUGACGAUGAUCAAGGCCAAAUGCCAAGAAGCAACGCCAGUAAUGUAUCCGCCAUUUAUGCCCGUUUGCCAUUCCCAGAAAUGUGUUACACGAAUGUCGAAGCCUGGUUCGUUUCAAUGGAAUUUUGGUUCAGUGCUUCUGGCAUAACCUCUGACAAACAAAAGGCCGCCACCGUGCUUGCCGCACUAAAACCUGUCGAGGUUAUCACAUCUAUGCCAGCAUCCGACCGAUUCGAAUACAUCAAGCGGAAAAUUAUUGACCAUCUUGCCGACAGCGAACAGAGACGACUCAACCGACUCCUGUCUGAAAUGCCAUUAGGCGACAAAAAACCUUCCGAGCUUUUUUUCGAAAUGAAAAGAGUAGCUGGCAACUCGAUAGGAGAAACAGCACUCAAAGGUCUUUGGAUCAAAAGAUUGCCAACUUUUGCGCAACCUGUGGUAGCAGCGUCAAAUGGUGCAGCAACGGAAUUUACCAAAAUAGCUGACUCAAUUGUAGAUGCCGUGUCACCAUCACAGGUAUGUAAGGUGUCCAAAGACCACGCCAGUGACAUAAGCGAGCUACGCACAGCUAUAAUGGAUUUAAGUAGAAAGUUCCAGCAAUUUACCAUCCGGUCACGUUCACGAUCUCGAACACAUAACACUGCUCGUCACCGUUCCCAGCAUCGACAAGCUUCACCCGACGGCGAAACCUCAAAUUUAGACGAGUGCUGGUAUCAUAAAAAAUACGGACGUAAUGCAAGGAGAUGCCGCAGCCCGUGCAAGCACAAGCAGCGGCAAGCGCACGCUGUCACAGCGCACCCUUCAGAUUGA
Molecule: messenger RNA, 858 nt
Organism: Musca vetustissima
Lineage: Eukaryota; Metazoa; Arthropoda; Insecta; Diptera; Muscidae
Exons: 1
Coding region: 1-858 (285 amino acids)
Source: RefSeq, a predicted model, not a curated record